AUGACAGACAUCCUAAGCGUCUACUCAGCCAUCUACCUCUGCGGUGCGGCCGGGAUACUCAAAAGCAAGCAAGCCUGUGGACCGCGAGAGUUGCAAGGAGAUCUGCGGACGAGAUUCGAGGACCAGGACGUUAUUCGGGUGGCGGAGAAGUUGAGGCCCAGAAGACUGGGCCGACAUUCGAUGAAUACUAUAGGAGGCGUAACCAACGGCAAUGAUCUCGUUGCGGCUUACGCGAGGCAGAGCCGUCACUUCCCGGGCCCAGUGGCUAAGUCGGGAUUGAAGCUCGUUAAGGUGGAUGAGAGGCCGCAGAGAUAUGAAAAUCGAGACAAGAUCUAG
Messenger RNA from Neurospora crassa OR74A, 336 nucleotides. RefSeq lists its product as hypothetical. The record is from RefSeq and is a predicted model, not a curated record. The coding region runs from base 1 to 336 and encodes 111 amino acids. NCBI's taxonomy places the organism in Eukaryota, Fungi, Ascomycota, Sordariomycetes, Sordariales, Sordariaceae. The transcript is spliced from 2 exons.